CUUCCGCGUUCAAAGUCACGGUUUUGCAAUAACUCAGCAACUGCCAAAGAUGAAGUGCUCCGUAGCCCUAGUCAUCGCUGCCCUCUCGCUGGCCGCGGAAGGAUCCGUGAUUUCGUGGUACUGGCCACGACCUGUGGCCAUCCCUGCUCCAGCAGGACUAGCCAUUCCCGGUGCCACCGUUAUUCAGUCGAAUCCACCCCCAGCAUUUUUACUGCCAGCACCAGGCUCAGCCAUUACGGUUGAUGCCAAUGGAGUUCCAACGGUGCUCGUCGUUCCAGCACCACUUUCGCCAGCUGUGAUUGUCGCUGGCCCUGUCCCGGCCGCUACCUCCGUGUCGGCAACCCGAGGAUCCGUUCACGUCGCUCCACUGCCAGGACAUUCCGUGUCGCAGCAGCAGUUGAACCUGGCAGCGGCUCCAGGGUCCGAAUAAUCCAUUCAGCAUUUUCAACUUAAACCGCAGUGCUACUCAAAUACUCCCAACUAUGGCUUCUCUCAUGGAUUGCUUCAACCGAUUUCGACAAGAAGACUUGUUCCACCGAUAUGGAUCGGAGACUUCGAGCUGAUUCGGAUGUCUUUUGUACAUUUUAUGUCUCUAUUUUUUCCACAAGUACUCUCAAUAAUAAAUGGCAAGUUCUGAACACGACGACGAUGAAUGGGAUUUGUUUUAAGUGCGCGCUAGAAUAAGUUGUUUAUGGUUUGACCGUUAGUUCCUGA
This is a messenger RNA of Ochlerotatus camptorhynchus, 714 nucleotides long. Its product is annotated as adult cuticle protein 1-like. Lineage: Eukaryota; Metazoa; Arthropoda; Insecta; Diptera; Culicidae. The transcript has 2 exons. The record is from RefSeq and is a predicted model, not a curated record. Bases 50 to 430 code for a protein of 126 amino acids.